Molecule: messenger RNA, 1272 nt
Organism: Coregonus sp. 'balchen'
Lineage: Eukaryota; Metazoa; Chordata; Actinopteri; Salmoniformes; Salmonidae
Source: the annotation of a GenBank genome assembly
AUGGGAGACCCGAAGAACCAGGUAGGAUAAAGCAUCCUCAGUCUUCCUAUCUCUCACUCAUUGUGUCAGUCCACCCCCCCCCCCCCCCCCCCUCUCUCUCUCACACACACACACACACAUACACAUACACACACAUUGUUCUCUCUCUCUCCUCUCUGUCUCUGUAUGGGUCCUAUAGAAGCAUGGUGUGAGGAGACUGGUGCUGACCCCUCACCCAGGACUACGAUGUGGCGCUGCUACAGCUGUGCUCCCCGCUGCUCCUCACUGAGCAUGCCCAGUCCGUCUGUCUGCCCUGCUCGGGACAGGAAGCCCCACCCUCCCAGGUCUGCAUGUUCUCAUUGUGGGAGGGUCAGACAGGUACGUACAGUAUCGUGCCAUACUGUGUUUGACCCACAACAAGACACCAUGACAAAGCAAAAAUCUCACUUUAUCACGAUGAGUGUACAAAUUUGACAUUACCUCAUUCAAAUGUCUGUACCUCAGGGAAAUAUUUGCUGAAAGUGUGUGUUUGUGUGUGUGUGUAUAGGUGGGUAUGGCAUGUGUGUUAACGGGCAUAUGUGUUUGUGGUUCUCUGAGGGCAGCCUAACACAGACUGUUUUGUGUGCUGACUGUUAGGUGGACCAUGGAACAGCACUGUUGAGCCGCUAGAGGUAUCACUUGUGAGCCAUGCUGACUGAGCGUUAUUACACUGGUAGACUGACCCCUAGAAUGCUGUGUGCGGGGCCACCACAGCAUCAUAUACAGGACACCUGCACGGUGAGGAACACACAGGACUCAUAGACCCACUGUAAACACAGGAACACAGAGGGGAUGGAUGUGUGGUGCCUAAUACAGUACAACAACAGUGGACCCAACUUUACCCAAGGAUUUGUGUUGUCAUACAUCGCCCUCUGGUGACAAUGUUUGGAACUAGGAUUUAUAACCAUAUCAGAGAGCACAUUUUGAGGGCCUUUUUUAAACUUUGAAACACUCAGUACCAGUCCAAUACUAUAGAAUACAGUUACUCAAACUAUGAAACUGUAUAUGAUAUAGUAGAGGAUAAAAUAUAAUCUCAUUGUAAAGGGCUUUCAUUUGUCAGAAACACUCACCCCAAGAUCAAACUGUCCACCUCCAGGAGAAGGGGGACUCUGGGGGGGACCCCUGGUGUGUCAGACAGAGGACUCUGGUUACUUUGUCCUGGGAGUAAUCAGCCGGAGGCUGUGGCAUGUUCCAGAGGCCAGGAGUCUACACCUCAGUCCCCAUGCUCAGAGACUGGAUCCAGGAACAACUCCA